AUUCGGUUUGGGAUUUGUUGCCCGGGUCUUUAACGGGUCGGACCAGAAAUGGAUCGAACCCAUUGGCGGAUUCGAUUCGAUUGGGCCCAACAUUGACUUGGACGAAAGAUUCAAUUUGGGCUGCUCAACCGAUUGAAGUCACACCAAGGCGAGCUCUCACAACCGCCGCUCCUGGACGUUUACCCAAGCUUCUCUUCCCGGUUUCAAGCCCCCGAUGCCAUCGAUCUGCUUCGCCGGAAUACUCCACCGACGCGCCGCGUCCCCGCACUCCGUUCCUCCUUUGCUUCAUCUCGUCUGGACGCGGCUGGUCAACCUCUUCGUCAUCUGGGACGAGCACCCGCCCGUACGCCCAAAUUCUCCAAUUAUUUCGAGUUCUUGAACCUUUGUGGGUCCAAAUUGGCGGCGAGGUGGAGCAUCCAACCACGGCAGGGGCUUCGCCCGUCGGCUUUGUGGUCUAGGGUUUCUUCUGAUCGGGUGGACCUCAUGGGCAAGUAUGUGAGAGUCCCUGCCAUUAGAGUUUCCAACAUCAGUGGAGGUAAGCAUUCAGUCUCUUUGUGCCACAAGGGAAGUAGUUCUAGUAGUAUUGAUGCCAACACUAGUAUGAGACGCACACAAAGUAAGCCUGAUGAAGCUCCAACCGUGGAACCAGUCAAUGGGAAAAUGAGUAUGGACAUUCAUGUACAAACGGAGGCUGUUAUCACAAUCAAAAGAAGUGCGAAAAUACAUGAUUUUUGCUUAGGAAUCCCCUUUGGUAUGCCAAUCAAACCUUUUAGUUGGAAGUGUAGGUUUCUUUUUGCUGGGGGGCUGCUUGGAUAUAUUUUCUCUAGAAAUCCUACAGGCAUGGUAAGUGGUGGUGUCAUAUUGGCUCUGAGUUUCUUUAGCCUAAAGGUUUGGAGGACUGGAAGAUCCAGCUUACCAUUUAUAUCGGAUCAAGCAGCCACAUCUGCCACACUUUGUCUGGAAUUUUCUGCAGAUGUACUCCUUGUCAAAUAAACUCUUCGCUACAGGAUUUUAUAUUUUCAUAAGUGUUGCAAUGAUUUGCUUUUAUUCGUAUGUGCUAAUCUCUGGAGACUCUCUAAGCGAUUGCAGACAGAAUACCCAGUUGUAUGAAAAAUUAUGUCAUAAAGAUCCAUUAUGUAAACUGAUAAUGGAGUCGUGGAAAUUUUUUUUGAUGAAAAGCUAGAACAUGAAUUGUGAAGUGUAUUAUUCCUUGGACAGAAGUUUGACUCCAGAAAACUGUCUGGUCGAAAUCUUGUGUGCUUUUAUCAUUGUCUAAAUAUAAUAUGAGUACUGGCAUUGUCUUUUUUCUUCACAA
Musa acuminata AAA Group (dessert banana) is the source of this 1315-nucleotide messenger RNA. RefSeq names its product protein FATTY ACID EXPORT 1, chloroplastic. Bases 484 to 993 code for a protein of 169 amino acids. Gene Ontology annotation, cellular component: chloroplast inner membrane. NCBI's taxonomy places the organism in Eukaryota, Viridiplantae, Streptophyta, Magnoliopsida, Zingiberales, Musaceae. The record is from RefSeq and is a predicted model, not a curated record. The transcript is spliced from 7 exons. Gene Ontology annotation, biological process: fatty acid transport. Gene Ontology annotation, molecular function: fatty acid transmembrane transporter activity.